This is a messenger RNA of Morone saxatilis (striped sea-bass), 2459 nucleotides long. RefSeq names its product vacuolar protein sorting-associated protein 4B-like. Gene Ontology annotation, biological process: endosomal transport; vacuole organization. The record is from RefSeq and is a predicted model, not a curated record. Gene Ontology annotation, molecular function: ATP binding; ATP hydrolysis activity. The transcript is spliced from 11 exons. The coding region runs from base 183 to 1496 and encodes 437 amino acids. Lineage: Eukaryota; Metazoa; Chordata; Actinopteri; Moronidae.
GCGGAAGUCACAGUGUCUAUUUUUGUUGACGCGGAAGAGAGACAAACCUAAAGGAUGUUUUGCGAUUGAAGUUAGUAAUAAAGUUGAACUUAAAUAGCAGGUGACAGGUAAAAGAAAGUGUUAUCGGGAUUAUAGUUUUAUGUGAAGCGACAGACUUUAGUUUGACCGACUUUAAAACGCUAAUGGCUGGUGGUAAUUUACAGAAAGCUAUAGAUCUCGCAACCAAAGCUGCAGAGGAGGACAAAGCCAAAAACUAUGAGGAGGCCCUCAGAUAUUAUCAGAAUGCAGUGCAAUACUUCCUUCAUGUUGUCAAAUAUGAGGCCCAGGGUGAUCGGGCGGCACAGAGCAUCAGGGCCAAGUGUGCAGACUACCUGGACAGAGCCGAGCAGCUGAAGGAAUAUCUGAAGAAGAAGGAGAAGAGUCCUCCGGCCAAACCUGUCAAAGAGUCCCAGUCUGAUGACAAAGGGGAUGAAAAUGGUGAUGGGGAGGACGCAGAGAAAAAGAAGUUCCAAAAUCAACUCUCAGGUGCCAUUGUCAUGGAAAAGCCAAACAUCAAGUGGAACGAUGUAGCUGGACUAGAGGGAGCCAAAGAAGCCUUAAAAGAAGCUGUGAUCUUGCCCAUCAAAUUCCCUCAUCUGUUCACAGGAAAGCGAACACCUUGGCGGGGGAUCCUUCUGUUCGGCCCUCCAGGAACAGGGAAGUCCUACCUGGCCAAGGCAGUAGCCACAGAAGCCAACAACUCCACCUUCUUCUCCAUCUCCUCCUCAGACCUGGUGUCCAAGUGGUUGGGGGAAAGUGAAAAGUUGGUGAAGAACCUGUUCAGUUUAGCCCGAGAACACAAACCAUCCAUCAUUUUUAUAGACGAGAUCGACUCUCUCUGUGGCUCCAGGAGCGAGAACGAGAGUGAAGCAGCGCGCAGAAUUAAGACAGAGUUCCUCGUCCAGAUGCAGGGUGUUGGGAAUGAUAACGAUGGGAUCCUGGUCCUGGGAGCUACAAAUAUACCUUGGACCCUGGACUCAGCAAUCAGGAGAAGGUUUGAAAAACGAAUCUACAUUCCUCUGCCCGAGGAGCACGCCCGCUCCUUCAUGUUCAAACUGCAUCUGGGCUCCACCCCCAACAACCUGACCGAGGCAGACUUCAUCACUCUGGGCAAGAAGACGGAGGGUUACUCUGGAGCGGACGUCAGUGUUAUCGUUAGGGACGCCCUCAUGCAGCCUGUCAGGAAGAUUCAGUCAGCCACUCACUUCAAAAAGGUUCGCGGAUCAACGUGGAACAAUCCAGGCGUUGUGGUGGAAGACCUCUUGAGUCCGUGUUCGGCAGGUGAUCCCAACGCCAUAGAGAUGACGUGGAUGAACGUUCCUGGGGAGAAACUUCUAGAGCCGGUCGUGUGCAUGGCUGACAUGCUGAGAUCACUGACAAGCACCAAGCCAACAGUGAAUGAGCAGGACUUGGACAAGCUGAAGAAGUUUACUGAGGAUUUUGGUCAAGAAGGCUAAGAAUACUCUUCACUUACCGUGAAUGCAAUUAAGUUUUUUUCAGUUGUACUUUGGAUUAUUCAAUCAAUCUUUUGGUCCGUAGUGUCUAAAAUGGUUAAAAACUUUGUAUCACAGGUUACUGGAGCCCAAAGUAAACAUUACUUAAAGAUGUGAAGAAACAGAAAAGCAAGCUUAUAUUAUGGUUUUAAUUGAAGAUUAAGAUGCUUAACAGCUGAUGUUUGCUGGUCUUACUGGAGAAUUGACUAAAAUGAUUAACCGAUUAUCAAAUUCUUAAUUUACCGCUUGUACGUCGAACAACUAUUUAAUCGUUUCAACACUAUUUUAUUUACUACUGAGGCUUGUUUUUACAUCUGCGUAAGUAGGUUUUAUAUUGUUUUACUUGAUUAUUUUAUUUUGCAUGUCUCAAACCAAAGUGAUAAUAAUCUUUAUUUUUUUUACCACCACCAUCACUGUACUAGGAUAUGUGCAGUAGUUAGUGGUGCUACAGUGGGUAGAUGCACAUUUUCAACACAGCAUACCUCUCAAUAUAGUCUAUGGAGGGUUAUAUUGCACUUUACACAAUCAGUUUUGGGGUUGGCUUUUAUAAAUAGUCAUUUAUACUAUAAAAAGUAUGAAUUUUAUCAACAUGGAAACACACCCUUUUUACUGCUUGUUUUUACUAAACAAACACAGUUCAAACUUCCAAAUGCCUUCUGAGUUUGUAUUAAGUUACAAAACUUUUGUAUGAAACAUACAAUAUUGUAAAAUGUAAUGUAAUAAUGCUUUCAAAAGCAUGUUUUUAAAUUCUGAUCAACUUUGGGCAAAGAAGUUUUUUCUACUCUUCUACAGUUUCAACUCUCAGACUUCUGAAUUACUUAUAGCUAUAUGCUGUCAGUAUGUGUGAAAUACAUCUUUAUUUAAACGUUUCUUUUGGGGUUUACAGAGGUGACUUUCUGGUUGCAUAAAUAAAACUUGUUGAGGUGG